CGGUCGUUGAACUCACCUUAGUUUGUGUCCAUGUAUAACUUUCUCCGACUUUCUAGGACGUGUUUUAUGCCACUUCUUUUUCUGUCUCAUUUUGUCCCCCACACUUUUAACGUGCGUGAAUGCACAAAGGUCUGAAGAUGGACGUCUUCCUUCCACAUCGCUAACGUGCAAUGAAGCGGCUCGUUUCCUCUCCGGCACGUUGAGGGAUGUCGACUGAGGCCUCAGCUUGACGAGACGUCAGAAGCUGUGAUGAUUCCAUGUGCGAAUCCCUCCCCGUCUCCCCCGCGCCUCGGGCCAGAUCCAGAUAAAGUUCCGGAGAGAGGACACUUUUGGGAACUCGUCAGGCUUUUCCUGCAGACAGAGUGGGAGUAACUAGCGGAUGUUGAACACUUCCCAGCGAGAAAAAAACACCACCCAAAUUUUUUUUUAUUUCGGUGUCACCUGCCAGAUCGUCUUGUGUCUUCGCACCUCUCCCUCCCUCUCUGCAUUUUUCACAGGCAGAGGCGUCCAUGGACCCUCUGGCUUCCCCCCCAGUGACUUGGAAAGCUGGGAGAACUUUGUGAACUCUCCCGGCAUCUGAGCGGAGAGGAAAAGACGGGGAGGUGGGUGGGGGGAGUGUUGGAUGGAACGCGGCGUGGCGAGAGACCGAAGCAGCAGCAGCAGCAGCAUCGGCGGAAGGCUCCGGCAGAACCCUUCACUGGAGAUUAUCCACCCCACCCCCCCACCCCUCCUCCGCCUGGGUGGUGUCAUGAGAGGUCAACAACGCCCCGGCGUCCUCUUCCCCGUGGCUCUGCUGGGACUCCUGGUCGCUCUGGCCGACCUCGGCCGGGGCUCGGCCAGCGAGGACGAGGACUACUACAUGCAGGAGCUGCUGACCAGGGAACAGUACGCCCGGGUCCAGAUGCCCGAGAAGCCCGGGGCCUCCGUGGCGGACGUGCAUGAGCAACCCAGACAAUAUCCUGGCAAGAAGACGGCCAAGGGGAAGGCAGACAAAUCGUCCGGCAAAAAAGCAGAGAACAACAAGAAGGCCAACCAGAAAACCCCGAACGGAAGCUCCGAAGAAGACGGACAGCAGAAGGGGUACAACGAUGAGUGUCCUCCGAUGGGACUGGAGACGCUGAAGAUUGAUGACUUCCAGCUCCACGCUUCAACGACCAAACGUUACGGUCUGGGCGCACACAGAGGCCGCCUCAAUAUUCAGGCAGGCAUCUACGAGGACGACCUCUAUGACGGGGGCUGGUGCGCCGGGAGGGACGACCCGCUGCAGUGGUUGGAGGUGGACGCCAGGAGGCUGACCAAGUUCACAGGGGUCAUCACACAAGGCCGCAGCUCCCUCUGGUCGAGCGACUGGGUGACCUCCUACAAGGUGAUGGUGAGCAACGACAGUCACGCCUGGGUUACGGUGAAGAACGGCUCGGAGGACAUGAUCUUCAGGGGGAACCGGGAAAAAGAGAUCCCGGUGCGCAACGUUUUCCCGACCCCUCUGGUGGCCCGCUACAUCCGAGUGAACCCUCAGUCCUGGUUCACCAGCGGCAGCGUCUGCAUGAGGGCGGAGAUCCUCGGGUGCCCCUUGCCAGACCCGAAUAAUUACUACCAUCGACGCAACGAGGUCAUCACCACCGACGAGUUGGACUUCACGCAUCACAGCUACAAAGAAAUGAGGCAGCUGAUGAAGGUGGUGAAUGAAAUGUGCCCCAACAUCACUCGCAUCUACAACAUCGGCAAAAGCCACAGCGGCCUCAAACUGUACGCCAUCGAGAUUUCCGACAACCCGGGCGAGCACGAAGCGGGUGAGCCCGAGUUCCGCUACACGGCCGGUUCCCACGGCAACGAGGUGCUGGGCCGGGAGCUGCUGCUGCUGCUGAUGCAGUUCAUGUGCGUGGAGUACCUGUCGGGCAACCAGCGCGUCAGACACCUGGUGGAGGAGACCAGGAUCCACCUGCUGCCGUCUGUCAACCCCGAUGGCUACGAGAAAGCCUUCCAAGUGGGUUCUGAGCUCAGCGGCUGGUCUCUGGGCCGAUGGAGCAACGACGGAAUAGACAUCCACCACAACUUCCCCGACCUCAACUCCAUACUGUGGGAGGCUGAGGCCAAGAAGUGGAUCCCUCGCCGCAUGGCCAACCAUUACGUGGCCGUCCCCGAGUGGUACCAGACCCAAAACGCCUCGGUCGCCAUGGAGACGCGGGCUCUGAUCGCCUGGAUGGAGAAGAUCCCCUUCGUGCUGGGCGGCAACCUCCAGGGCGGCGAGCUGGUGGUGACCUUCCCGUACGACAAGACCCGCUCGCAGGGCGUCACCCGGGAGACCACGCCCACCUCGGACGACCACGUGUUCCGCUGGCUGGCCUUCGCCUACGCCUCCACCCACCGCCUCAUGACCGCCGCCAACCGACGGGUGUGCCACAUGGAGGACUUCGCCAAGGAGGACGGCACCAUCAACGGGGCGUCCUGGCACACGGUGGCGGGCAGCAUGAACGACUUCAGCUAUUUGCACACCAACUGCUUUGAGCUGUCGAUGUACGUGGGCUGCGACAAGUUCCCUCACGAGAGCGAGCUGCCGGAAGAGUGGGAGAACAAUCGCGAGUCUCUUCUCGUCUUCAUGGAGCAGGUGCAUCGUGGCAUCAAAGGCAUCGUGAGGGACCUGCAGGGCCAGGGCAUCGCCAACGCCACCAUCGCCGUGGAAGGCAUCGGCCACGACAUCCGCACAGCGGCCGGCGGGGACUACUGGCGCCUGCUGAACCCGGGGGAGUACCGCGUGACGGCGAGGGCUGAGGGCUACAGCAUGUUGAGCAAGAAGUGCGAGGUGGGCUACGAGAUGGGGGCCACCAGGUGCGACUUCACGCUGGGCCGGACCAACCUGUCCAGGAUCCGAGAGAUCAUGGAGAGAUUCAACAAGCAGGCCGGCGGCAACGCGUCUCCCAGGCCGCUGCAAGCUCGGCGGUCCAGAGCGAGACAACUUGGGACUUAAAGAAGGUUUGGGAAGAACUCUGCGCGUUCUUGUUUGGAAAAUCACCUCAAACGUACAAAGUAAACGCUCUCACGAGCUACGUUGAUGCUUACAAAACUGACACAUGUAGUAUGUAACGUACGUAGGCGGAACAAAAGCUACACUUACAUCGUCUUUUUAUGUAAAUAAAAUCCAACAGAUAAUCAAAACAACACCCGGACUCACUUAAUCUCACUUUUAUUGUGUACAUAAAGGACUUGUUAAGUUAUGUAAACCACUACAAAGUAAGUUAUGUAAACCACUACAAAGUAAGUUAUGUAAACCACUACAAUGGCAAUGCAACGGAACACUUGACUCUUUAUUAUGUCAUUGAUGUGAACACUUAUGUACGCACAUUGCUUUUUCAAAUAAACUUUAAU
This is a messenger RNA of Entelurus aequoreus (snake pipefish), 3363 nucleotides long. It is a transcript of the gene cpxm2, whose product is annotated as carboxypeptidase X (M14 family), member 2. The transcript has 15 exons. Bases 623 to 2965 code for a protein of 780 amino acids. NCBI's taxonomy places the organism in Eukaryota, Metazoa, Chordata, Actinopteri, Syngnathiformes, Syngnathidae. Gene Ontology annotation, molecular function: zinc ion binding; metallocarboxypeptidase activity. The record is from RefSeq and is a predicted model, not a curated record. Gene Ontology annotation, biological process: proteolysis.